AUGUCCAACAACUUGUCCUAUGGGCAAGGUGGCCAUUAUAGCCCCCAGGAUGUGCCGCCAUCCAACACCAGGAACGACUUUGCAGGCAGUCUGCCAAAUGAUAAAAUACAAACAAUUCACAAGAAAUUGGCCGAGGCGACGGACAUCGCGGGCCAGAAUAUUAACUCGAUGAAGGAUCGAGGCGAAAACCUCGAUGGCCUGCAAGACAAGACCAGCAAUCUGGCGGAUUCUUCCCAACAAUUCCGCCGCGGCGCCAACAGAGUUCGCAAGCAAAUGUGGUGGAAGGACAUGAAGAUGCGCAUGUGUUUGAUUGUUGGCAUCAUUAUCCUCCUGCUUGUUAUUAUCAUUCCUUCCGUUGUUGCCACUCGUCAUUAA
Messenger RNA from Metarhizium acridum CQMa 102, 375 nucleotides. RefSeq names its product Vesicle membrane receptor protein (v-SNARE). The record is from RefSeq and is a predicted model, not a curated record. Gene Ontology annotation, cellular component: membrane. Gene Ontology annotation, biological process: Golgi ribbon formation; vesicle-mediated transport. Lineage: Eukaryota; Fungi; Ascomycota; Sordariomycetes; Hypocreales; Clavicipitaceae.